CGCUAGUCGCGUUACCUAAGCCGCCCCGCCAUCAGAUCGAAAGUAGUUGCGGCUGCUGGCUAGCUUGCUGGCACUCUUCACUAGCGGAAUCAUUUGUAGUUAAGGUAUCGUUCGCGAAUGUCAUGCCAGCGAUUCGUUGGUCGGAAGUGGCACGAGCUCGGAUAAAAGCGACAGUCAACCGUGGGUGAUCUCGAUCCUUCCGAUUGGCUCAGCUAUCACCAAUCAACCACGAACGUGCCGAACGAUCCUUUCUUCGACAAGUGGAAAGUGUACCUUCCGGCAAUUCCGGGCGAUGGGCUGCUGUCGGUGGUAUCUGGUGGUGGGAUUGGGUUUGGGAAAAGUAGGAACAGGAUUGAUAUUUCUGUUCGCUUGGAGGGACAUUUUCGACAUACUGGUGACAGAGGAAAAAUCACUUCUACCUGGGUCCAUGUUGUACAAAGAAUGGCGUCGUCCUACGGAGCGUCCAAGCUGGCAGUUCUACGUGUACAACUGGAGCAAUGCGCAGGCGGUUCUAGAGCAUCAAGCUUCAUCGGCUAGCUUUGAGGAGAUCGGACCUUAUCAGUAUGAAGAGGUCGCCGAGGUGGUAGACGUCAAGUACCAUCAAGCAAACGGUACGCUGUCAUAUCGCAAACGAACCUUCUUCCGGCCCAGUGGCCCCCACAGCACAACUACCAACGGUACCGAAGCGGAACGCAUCGUCAGCGUUAAUUUCGUCGCCCUGGUAGCGUCCCAGCUUGGCCACAGCAUGGACUACUCUGUGCAACGCGAGCUAUCCUUCAUGCUGCACAACUUCCGCCAGACCGUUACCGUGACUAGACCGAUCGGACAGCUGCUGUUUACCGGAUAUCGGGAACCCAUGAUGGAACCGUUGCGCAAGUUAGUCUGCCCCACCAAACGUCGCAGUGUGGCAUGUCAGGAUGAACGGCUUGCCUACUUUCGCACGUUCAACGUUACCCGACGUGCUAGCGAAGUUUACAGUCUGGACGUCGGGCUGAAGGAUCGCUCGACGUACGGAACGGUACGAUCGUGGGGCGCUGCUGCAGCAGUACCGGCGGCUCGCGGAGAGUUUCAUCCGUGCGACGGAUUUGCCGACCUUACUGGAGAGUUUUUUCCCUCUCGCAUCGAACGCGACCAAGCUAUUGCAAUUGUUCUGCCCGAGCUCUGUCGCAGGUUAACGCUGGAGUUUGAUCGCGAACAGCUCGUGGCUGGCAUUAUGGGUUUCCGGUACGCGGUGCGGUUAGUACGUCCGUUCCGCUCCGCCCAGAUGUCGGAGAGCAUCAUGCGGAGCUGUCCGGACACGUCCAUCCGGCUGGGAAGAUAUGGUAUACUGAACACGAACGAGUGUAACGGAUUCCCACUGUACGAAUCGGACCAAGCGCACGUUUCCAGCAAUGAAAGUCCUUCGUUCGCUUCAGACAGUGACCUGUUGUACUAUGUGCUGGAACCUACCACGGGAACGGUACUCGAGUCAAACUUUGGUCUAACGUACCACACGUUCCUGCGCCCAAACGAGCAUAUUGCGCUGUUUCAGAGCGUUCCCGAGCUGCGCAUACCACUGUUUCGCUUUGCUCGCUACUAUCGAUUGAGCGAGCUGAAGGCAGCAAAGCUUCGGCAGUUGCUGCAUCUACUCGACGUAGGGCAUCAGAUAGCGCUGGCUGGUUGCGUCGCGGGCCUUACGAUCAUUCUGAUAGCGGUAGUGUAUGCCUGCUGGAAGGCGCAACGGCCGAGCAAAACUAAUAACGAUCAAUACCGCAUCAUCGGUAUGCAGUUGAGCGAUGGUGGGCGUGAACAUAAUUUAUUAAAGUAAUACACUUAAAGCAAUAUACUAUGCAAA
This is a messenger RNA of Anopheles arabiensis, 1834 nucleotides long. Its product is annotated as protein peste-like. Gene Ontology annotation, molecular function: scavenger receptor activity. The record is from RefSeq and is a predicted model, not a curated record. NCBI's taxonomy places the organism in Eukaryota, Metazoa, Arthropoda, Insecta, Diptera, Culicidae. The transcript has 3 exons. Bases 293 to 1807 code for a protein of 504 amino acids. Gene Ontology annotation, cellular component: membrane; cytoplasm.